Salvelinus fontinalis (brook trout) is the source of this 2045-nucleotide messenger RNA. RefSeq names its product heterogeneous nuclear ribonucleoprotein L-like. The transcript is spliced from 14 exons. The record is from RefSeq and is a predicted model, not a curated record. The coding region runs from base 29 to 1708 and encodes 559 amino acids. Gene Ontology annotation, biological process: regulation of RNA splicing; mRNA processing. Gene Ontology annotation, molecular function: mRNA binding. Lineage: Eukaryota; Metazoa; Chordata; Actinopteri; Salmoniformes; Salmonidae. Gene Ontology annotation, cellular component: nucleus.
CCAUAAUAUUAUAGAAGAAGAAGACAACAUGGCUGCCGCAGCAGGUCGCUAUUACAACGAGGGUGGCAGAGCAACGAAAAGACAGAAAACCGAAGACGGGAUGACGACGGAGGGCUAUGAUGACCCCCAUAAAACAGUCCCUUCCCCAGUGGUCCACAUCAGGGGCCUUGUCGAUGGCAUCAUGGAGGCAGAUCUAGUGGAAGCCCUGCAGGAGUUCGGGACCAUAAGUUAUGUGGUCAUGAUGCCCAAGAAGCGCCAGGCCCUGGUGGAGUACGAGGACAUGAAUGGAUCCUGCAAUGCUGUGACCUAUGCAGCCGAGAACCAAGUCUACAUUGCCGGGCACCCCGCCUUCAUCAACUACUCCACCAGCCAGAAGAUCUCCCGGCCCGGAGACCCAGACGACUCGCGCAGCGUCAAUAACGUGCUGCUGCUCACCAUCAUGAACCCCAUCUACCCCAUCACCUCGGAUGUGCUGUACACAGUCUGUAACAACUGCGGGCCCGUCCAAAGGAUUGUCAUCUUCAGGAAGAAUGGCGUUCAGGCCAUGGUGGAAUUUGAUGCUGUACAAAGUGCCCAGAGGGCGAAAGCCUCUCUAAAUGGGGCAGACAUCUACUCUGGCUGCUGCACACUGAAGAUUGAGUAUGCCAAGCCAACCCGCCUCAACGUGUUCAAAAAUGACCAGGACACCUGGGACUACACAAACCCCAACCCGAGUGGCCAAGAUGCUGACGCUGAAGGCAAUUGGAACAAUUCACAAGAUCCCAAUGCCAACCCCAACAAGCGUGCGAGGCCGCCAGCUUUAUUAGGAGACCACCCUCCAGAGUAUGGCGGGCAGACUGGUGCUUAUCACGGCUACCAUGAUGAAAGUGGCUACGGGCCCCCUCCUCCUCACUAUGAGGGCGGGCGCCGCAUGGGGCCUCCAAUGGGAGGGCGUGGCCGCGGACGUGGUGGAAGCUACGGGGGACCUGGGUACGGACAUGGCCCACCUCCCCCCGGUGACUACACCGCCCACGCUGACUCCCCUGUUGUCAUGGUGUACGGCCUGGAGCCCGCGAAGAUCAACGCCGACAAGGUCUUCAACGUCUUCUGUCUCUACGGCAACGUGGAGCGGGUGAAGUUCAUGAAGAGUAAGCCGGGGGCAGCCAUGGUGGAGAUGGGCGACUGCUACGCUGUGGACCGUGCCAUCAGCCACCUCAACAACAACUUCCUGUUUGGACAGAAGCUCAACGUCUGUGUGUCCAAGCAGCAGGCCAUCAUGCCUGGUCAGUCCUACGAACUGGAGGACGGCUCCAGCAGCUUCAAGGACUUCCACGGCUCCCGCAACAACCGCUUCACCUCCCCGGAGCAGGCGGCAAAGAACCGCAUCCAGCACCCCAGCAACGUCCUGCACUUCUUCAACGGGCAGCCCGACAUCUCUGUGGAGGUCUUCAAUGGGGUCUGUGAGGAACUUGGUGUGAAGAUCCCAUCCAAUAUCAAACUCUUCACCGGAAAGAGUGGCGCGACAGGUGAGAGGAGCUCAUCCGGGCUGCUGGAGUGGGAGUCUAUAAACGAUUCCAUGGAGGCUCUGGCCAUGAUGAACCACUACCAGAUGAAGAACCCCAGUAAGUACUCCGACUGCGAUAACAACACCACCGCUAAUGAUACCAACGGUGGUCCGUACCCUUACACACUGAAGCUGUGUUUCUCAACCGCGCAGCAUGCCAACUAGGAAGAACUCUGACCCCUCCAAUCUGUAAUGCUCUGUGUCCAUGCAUAGUGUAUAUUGCAUUCACAUCUUCACUACAAGUCCCCUGUAUGAAUCAGAAACAAAAUGUAUGAGACCGACAAGUGUUUUCCUUUAACUUAAGUGAUAAUAUUGCGGACAAGAUUUUGUACCAGUGAGUGUAUUGUUUGAUGUAGAAUCUAAUUUUUUUUUGACUUAUUGUUGAAUUUGAUUUGUUCUGUACAUUAGACCUUGGAAGGAAGAACCGCUCCUAUUCUGAAUUAAAUACAAAUUCCAUGUUAAUACGGCCUGUCUCUUUUAAUAAAGUGAAUGAUGACCUAUA